AUGAUCGCAAGAGGCAGAUUCGUCUUGAAGUCUGCGGCACGUUUGUCUGCCCGUCAUGGCAGCCCUUUGAUGUCGCAAGCUAGGUUCAUCGCGACACCAAGCAUGCAGCUAUUGAUGCCCAUCAAAACCAUUGAUGUGCCAACGAUGGGAGAUAGUAUCACAGAAGGUACUAUUGUCGACAUGCCUGUGGCUCCAGGAGAUUACGUGCAACCUGAUGAUGUUGUCGUGAUACUCGAAACAGACAAGGUUUCAGUCGAUGUUCGUGCACCAGAGGGUGGAGCUCUUGUAGAAAUUUUUGGUGAAAUUGAUGACGUUGUUGAGGUUGGAAGCAAUCUUUUUCGUCUUGACACCGAUGCUGAUGCGCCCGAAGUCGAGGAAGCUGCUCCAAUCAAGGAAGAGGACACACUAACACCAAUGUCAGGGGCUGAAACUCCUGCCGAACCAACUCCAGCGCCCCCUCCUCCAAAAACGCCUCCAACUCCAGCUGAUGCUGCAUACACAGCACCUCCGAAAGCACCAAAGGUUGCACCCCCACAACCAGAAACUCCUGCAUUCAUGGGACAGCGCACUGAACGUCGCACGAAGAUGUCUCGCAUGCGUCAACGCAUUGCUACGAGGCUAAAGGAUGCCCAAAAUACCGCUGCCAUGUUGACUACUUUCCAAGAGUGUGAUAUGGGUGCCCUGAUGGAGAUGCGCAAAAAGCACCAAGACGCUUUCACUGCCAAGCAUGGCAUCAAGCUUGGUUUCAUGUCUGCCUUUGUCCAAGCAGCAACUGCUGCUUUGCAAGAGGUCCCCGUUGUCAAUGCAUACAUUGAUGAUGAGACCAAAGAAGUUGUCUACAGGGAAUAUUGCGAUAUUUCUGUUGCCGUUGCAAGCCCCAAUGGAUUGGUCGUGCCAGUCUUGAGAAACACUGAGAACAUGUCGUUCGCUGAUGUUGAACACAACAUUGCCAUGUAUGCCGAAAAGGCCAAGGAAGGAACAUUGGGAUUGGAUGAUAUGGCUGGAGGAACUUUCACAAUUUCCAACGGCGGAGUUUUCGGAUCCUUGAUGGGAACACCAAUCAUCAACCCUCCUCAAUCUGCUGUUUUGGGUAUGCAUGCAACAAAGAUGAGGGCUACCGUUAACGAAAAGGGCGAAGUCGUGGCUCGGCCUAUGAUGUACCUUGCUCUUACAUAUGACCAUCGUUUGAUUGACGGUAGGGAAGGAGUUACUUUCUUGAGAAGUAUUGCUGAAAAGAUUUCCGAUCCUACCAAGAUGUUGCUGGAAGUCUAA
Cylindrotheca closterium is the source of this 1272-nucleotide messenger RNA. The record is from the annotation of a GenBank genome assembly. NCBI's taxonomy places the organism in Eukaryota, Bacillariophyta, Bacillariophyceae, Bacillariales, Bacillariaceae.